CCACCCGCCGCCACCCCCUUGGCAGUUAUGCUGAAUUUUUAUUGUCUUUAUUAUUAAUUAGUUAUCGCCAUCUUGAUUAUAUAUCAUUUAGAUCCAGAUCCGAAGACUAGAUACUCUGAUUUAUAUGAUGACCGCUUGAAGCAUUACCGCUGCACUAUUAGUCAUGUAUAUAAAGUUUGGUAGUUAAUGUAUCAUUUGUAUUGAAACUAGUAAAAGUAACUACUUGUAAUGCUUCAGACAUCGCUUUGUUACAGUUCUUCAAAUAGAGAAAUAAUAUUCAAAUAAUGUUCACGUUCUCAGUGUUGUUAUUGAAGACGUUGACUCAUGAGAAUAUAGAAUAUUUACAUCACCUCACUGUCCCAGAGUCGGUAUGCUGACUGAAGUCGAGAAUAAUAACUAUUAGUUUUGCAAGCUGAAUCGAAGUAACGUGUCCCAUCGAUUCAUUGAUUGUAUUGACCCGUGACUGACGACACGGGACAAAUCGCUCUGACGCGUCUCCAGCGAUGUUGGAUUCCCCGUUUAUAAUAGUUUGUUUUUAUUAGUGCUCGUAUUAUAAGAAACUUCUGUUAACAGCCGCUGUUAAUGUAGAAGACCUUAACUCAUUAAAAAUAAAUGUUACUAAUAUAACGAAACGAUUUAUGAGUAUUACCGUCGUUUUGAAGAGUUUGACUGUGAAGUGAUGUGAUCUGAUGUUUUAUUUGGUGUAACGUGGGAGUCUUCUAUUUAGAGACUAAAUUAUGACAGUUAAAAUGAAUGUCAUACAAAAAAGGAAUAUCUAGGAGACGGAACACACGUUCUAGAGAUACCAAAUCGUCCCAAUUUUGUUUAAUAAUAAUCUGUAAACACGUUUUGCUAUUUUGUGUUGUGCCCAAUUCCGAAUGCUUCUCACUCUAUAACAUAGAAGACGUGAUAUUGUAAUGACGGUGUAUUUCGGGAGCAGUCGCCGGUCGCUCCACCGGUCGGGUUUCCACCUCCCAUUAAGGCACAUUACUGACUGACUGACCGAGCCACCGACAGAAUUGGAACGAAUCAGAUACACUCCGACCCAUUUUAGAAGUUCCCACACGACGAUCCCUCCAGAUACAGUGCGGGUAGUUGGCGAGAUUAAUUAUAACACAACGUUACGUUACAAGAGCCUCUACUGACGGAAUACAUUGUUAUACUUUACAUUACUGACAUUAUAUUCGGAAGGAACAUUAUAUUCUAGGAAAUCGGACUAGUUUGUGUUUGAUUCAAAAAUAUGAUGAUAAUCACUAUAUUCAAAAAUAUAUGACAAUAAUUUCUUAUCUUACGGUAGUCAAUAAAACCUUAAUAAAGCUGUUGCUCUAAAAUAGACAUGACACAAUUUCCGUGUCUUCUGUAAUAGUAAUACGUCAGCGGUGUGAUUCGAGGCGAGGGGGGAGAGCGCGUGUGAACUCUGUGUACAUAUUACAGGAGUUCUAAAGUUGUGCUGACGUUAUUGUAAAUAUUCUAUGAUCCACAAUACUAUGAAGGCAUGCGGCGUGCGGCGUGCGGCGACGUCAGCACCGCGCCUUACAACACAUCAUCAGACAACAAGGAACUACUGCGACGACAGCUAUUGUCCUCGAGCAAGGAGCGGAACGUAGACAAGUGUGACUCGACGAAAAUUAAACACACGAGAAGCAGACAAAAGAACAGAUGGAAGCUGAAGUUCCAUCACCAGGCACUGCCCCAGGAGUACCUCGACCAUUACGAACAGAGUCUGCAGAAAGCCAACUGCAAGAAGAAAACUCAAGACAAACAGAAGGAGCAGAGCGUCGAAAACAGCUUCACCAACGAAACCUUUAAGAUUUGGGCGGAGAGACUGGCCGGCGUACAGACCGAGACCCCGGCGCUGACCCUCGCCUCGCCUGCGGCCAGCGGGACGAUCAAGAACAGGGAAGAGAGAAAGAAGAAGAACCCUGCUAUAACACCCAGCAAGAUCAUGACGUACGAAGACCUUCCUUACAUGGGAGAAAUGACCUUGAACAACUCCAAACCGAGGAGAGGCAGGAAACCGAAAAAGGCCGACAUUUGCCACCUCAUAUACGAGAACUAUGGGACCGUGGUGCCCGGCCGGCCGCCUCCCUCCAGGCCCAGCACGUGCCCGCCCUUCAAGACGGACCCCGUAGGAGGCCCGCCGCGAACGGACCUCCAAAACAGGAUCAUAUCCAGUUUGCUGGAGAGAAAACUGAGUCAGGAGAACAGGAGGCGCUUCGAGAGUCAACCCGACGAGCCGCCGGCACCGACGUGUGUCGCUCUUGGGCUCGGGCCGGGACUCCUGCACAGCGAUCGCGAGCCGCUCAACCUGUGCAUCAGGGAUUUGAGGGACCUCAAACUGCAAGUACAGAAAAAGUUCGGCGAUAUUUAUCCGGAGGUCAAGGUGGAGCGAGAUGAGGCCGACAGCGGCCGCGGGGAGACGCCCAACGCUAUCUCCGUCAUACAACGGAACGAGAACGUCCCGCCCUCGCCACGGACUCCGCCCGACGCGGACGACAACUUCCCCGGGUACGUGUACUGGCCUGAGGCCGGCGUAUACAUGCACCCGCUAGCGCUGCAGACACAGUUGCUCUACUGUCAGCAGGCGGAGGCCUCGCAGAAGAAGGAGGGAGGGGCGGGGGGACUCGCGGUCAAAAGGAUAUCGGAGCUGCUGGAGCCCGAGAGGCAGACGGAUGGACCCCGGGAGAAGAGGGUCGCCGCCGCCGCGCCCGCCAAGAGGAAAAGGUCCGCCAUCUUCAUCCCACCCGUGAGCGCCGGGAGCGGGACGGCGGCGCCCACCGCGGAGGUCAGCAUAUGCAAGUUCAAGUUCACGGGGGGCUCCAAGCCGUCGCUUCAGGAAAAGAAGAUGCUGUCCGUCGAUUCCGGGGGGAACUUCCGGUAUUACAGCGGCGGAGGCGCCAAAGGCAACAAAGGGUACGACUUCCUACAGGGAGACUCGGCUCGAGACCGAAGCGACCCCGCGCCGGCGACGCGGCAGACCGACCCGGCGGUCGAAGAACAGAAGAAGAAGAGGAAGUCGAGGAAGACGCUGCAGAGGGAGAAGCUGGAGCAGACCUUCAAGGAGAAGGGCUUCCUCAUACAGACGCAGCAGCUGCAGUCCGCAGAGGGCGCCACCUACUGCAAAUUCCGACAGCUCCGGAAGUUCACGCGCUACCUGUUCCGGAGCUGGAGGGACUACCUGCCGGGGGAGCUGGCGGGGAGAGACGGCGCUAGGGGGGGAGCGGACGACCCCGCUGGCCCGGGGGGGACCUGAUGAACGUUGUUAGUGGGCGUCAUGAUGCAUUUAUAGUGUAAGGCUCGGGGACGAAGUCGCACGUUCCGUCCGAUAACUCUUCCGAUGGUGGUGGUGUCCGGAGCCGGACUCGUAGCGGACGGUGUAAAUAUUUCGUGUACUUAAUAUUGUCGGAUGUAUUUAUUUGUAUUAAUAUAGAACCUUUGUUUCGAAUGUACUAAUCGAGGUGCGACUGGGAAGAUAGUUUUUAAUUAUUAUAAUUAAAUUUGAAACCAUCCAUUUUCUGCUCGUCUUUCAAAACAGAACAAUGUAAGACACCAAUUAAAAUAAUUUAACCGUGUUUUGCCAGAAUGAAGGUUUUUCCCAUCACCGACAACUUCUUGCAAGACUUAUUUUGUAAUAAAUUUGUAUUAUUAUUGUGCGAGGAACACCAGCAGAGCAGAAGUCCGCCGCCUCGCGAGUGAUCGUUAGUGUUUAAAUAAUAUGUAAAUAAUAUAAUGUACAACUGAGUCGCUCUAGUCAAUCUGUUAGUCUGUAGCGUUGUUAGCGUUGUUAGUGAUGUUUGUGUUAUUAAAUAUUAAUAUUAAAAUAAGAAGACGUUUAAACUCAAUAAACUUUAUUAAAGAAAAAUAAAAAAGUCUGUGAUCGUAAGAAAAAAAAUGCAAUAGGAAUGUCAAAUAAACCAAUAAAAUAUUUAACCAAAUUA
Messenger RNA from Danaus plexippus (monarch butterfly), 3938 nucleotides. RefSeq lists its product as uncharacterized. The coding region runs from base 1496 to 3253 and encodes 585 amino acids. The transcript has 3 exons. NCBI's taxonomy places the organism in Eukaryota, Metazoa, Arthropoda, Insecta, Lepidoptera, Nymphalidae. The record is from RefSeq and is a predicted model, not a curated record.